Lactuca sativa (garden lettuce) is the source of this 1047-nucleotide messenger RNA. It is a transcript of the gene ETFBETA, whose product is annotated as electron transfer flavoprotein beta. NCBI's taxonomy places the organism in Eukaryota, Viridiplantae, Streptophyta, Magnoliopsida, Asterales, Asteraceae. Gene Ontology annotation, cellular component: mitochondrion. Gene Ontology annotation, biological process: fatty acid beta-oxidation using acyl-CoA dehydrogenase; amino acid catabolic process. Gene Ontology annotation, molecular function: electron transfer activity. The record is from RefSeq and is a predicted model, not a curated record.
AUUUAACUCUUUAAGUAUGAAUUCUUGUCUGCUAAAAAACUCUAACCCUAGACGCUGAAUCAUAUUUAUAUGGUAAUUAAUCCAUCUUAAACGUUCAUCGAUAAAAGUAUUAAAAUAAAUUGCUUUCAAGAUUAUCGGAUUUGCAUUGACAAGGCAUCGGAGAACCGGGGACGAAUCGAUACACAAAACAAACAAACAUGAAGAUCAUGGUGGCUAUAAAGCGUGUAGUUGACUACGCCGUCAAGAUCCGAAUCAAAUCCGACAAGACUGGAGUGGAGACAUCAAAUGUGAAGAUGUCGAUGAACCCUUUUUGCGAAAUAGCUCUUGAAGAAGCUCUUAAGAUCAAGGAAUCCAAACUUGCUUCAGAGGUGAUUGCUGUGAGUAUCGGCCCAGCUCAGUGCGUCGACACUCUCCGAACCGGCCUAGCCAUGGGCGCCGAUCGUGCGAUUCAUGUCGAUGCACCAGCUACCCUUUUCCCACUUUCAAUCGCUAAGAUCCUCAAAGCGCUUGUUGAUGUUGAAAAGCCUGGGCUUCUAAUUCUUGGCAAACAGGCGAUUGAUGAUGAUUGCAAUCAAACAGGCCAGAUGGUGGCUGGGCUUCUAAACUGGCCACAAGGGACAUUUGCUUCUAAGGUUGUUCUUGACAAAGAGAAGAAUGUAGCAACAGUUGAUAGAGAGGUUGAUGGUGGCCUUGAAACUUUGUGUUUGGAUUUACCUGCGGUUAUCACAACCGAUUUAAGGCUAAAUCAGCCAAGAUACGCGACACUUCCAAACAUAAUGAAGGCAAAAUCAAAACCAAUCAAGAAAAUGACACCACAGGAAUUGAAGGUGGAAAUAAGAUCGGAUAUGGAGGUUUUACAUGUGAAAGAGCCUCAAAAGAGAAAAGCGGGUGUUAUACUUUCUUCUGUUGAUGAAUUAAUAGACAAACUUAAGAAUGAAGCCCAUGUAAUCUAAAACAUUUUUAUGUACGUUUGUUACUUCAAGACUUAAAAAGUCAUUAAAUCACAAUGUAAUUUGUCAUUUCUACUUAAUAAUUUCAUUCAAUUCA